GACACGAUAAACCUACAAUUCCCUUGGUUUAUGUGCCCAGUUCCUUUCUCCCUCCAAAAUUGGUAUAACAUCCUGGUUUUCCCUCCAAAAUUGGUAUAACUUCCUGGUUUUCCCUCAAAAUUUAGGACAUUCUUCUCCAACAUUUUGCAGUGAGAGAGGAAAGGUUUUGGAUUGAGAAUUAAUAAAAACAGCGUAGAGCACUGCUGGUCUAGGAUUUCAUUCCUUUCUCGCUCUAGUUCACUGAACUGAAUCACCGUGGGAUGGCAAGUCAAGAGGAUAUUUAUUCUCAGAUUGAUAUCUCUAUUGAGGAAAAAGAUAAGCUUGUUGCAGAUGUGAUACGUUAUGUUCUCUUUAAAAACCACCAGACUUCUGGUUGUCCUAUUAAAAGAGAGGAACUUACUUCCAUUAUAACUAAAACUUAUCGCCAGAGAGCACUCCCUGCGCUCGUAAUUAAUGAGGCCCGAGAUAAGCUUUCAAGCAUUUUCGGAUAUGAACUGAAGGAGCUUCAGCGUGCUCGUCCUUUAUCUGGGAAUCAGAAUCGGUCUACACAGCAAAGUCAAGCAGAUGUAAAAUCAUAUGUUCUUAUAAGUAAGCUACCUCCCGAGGUGUUUCAAAAGUAUGUCGAGGAUAAGGGAAACAUGCAUGUAACUGGAUUUACUUUUAUGGUUAUUAGUGUUGUCCAUCUUGCUGGGGGUCAAAUAUCUGAAGAGAAUUUGUGGCAGCAUUUGAAGCGUCUGGGACUGCUCGAAACAGAUCAAAUGCACCCAGUCCUUGGAGAUGUCAAACAGGCGUUAGAGUCACUUGUUCAACAGAGGUAUUUGCAAAAGAACAAAGUUAACGGCCCAGAAGGAAAUAUUUUGGUAUAUGAACUUGCAGAGAGAGCAUUAGACGAAUCGGUUAAUGCAAGGAUGAAAGAAUACAUAUCACAGAAUGCGAAUAAAGAAGUUCAAACUGGUGAAGAUGACGAGGAGGAAGAGGAGGAUGACUGAUGUGCAUCGCAAAGUAUAGUUGUACAUAAACGAAACUACACUUGUUUCUAAGUGACUUUUGCUUUCGAUUAUUUUAACUCAGUAUGUACGAGUUCAUCUUAUAGAUUUUAGUUUGAACAGAAGUUCUUGCUUCGUCCUUUUUUGGGGUCACACAUGUGUCAAAGUCUUUUUGGGUUGGUGAUAAGAAUUUCUAAAUAGAUGUUUUCUUUUUCUUUCUUUGAGUGUA
Messenger RNA from Papaver somniferum (opium poppy), 1215 nucleotides. RefSeq lists its product as uncharacterized. The transcript is spliced from 7 exons. The record is from RefSeq and is a predicted model, not a curated record. Gene Ontology annotation, cellular component: nucleus. Bases 261 to 989 code for a protein of 242 amino acids. NCBI's taxonomy places the organism in Eukaryota, Viridiplantae, Streptophyta, Magnoliopsida, Ranunculales, Papaveraceae.